Hydatigera taeniaeformis is the source of this 1020-nucleotide messenger RNA. The record is from the annotation of a GenBank genome assembly. NCBI's taxonomy places the organism in Eukaryota, Metazoa, Platyhelminthes, Cestoda, Cyclophyllidea, Taeniidae.
AUGUUCUCCGACUCCUCAAGUCCGGAACAGCCCCAGCAGCUACCACAACAAACACCGAUUCCUUAUUCAGAAUGCACACAAUUUUGGAGUCCACCAGCACCUUUAAAUCCUUCUACUUCCUCUGCCUCCUCUACGAAUGCCCCCACGUGGAGCCAGGAUUGGAACGGCUCUCAAAUUGGAGGACAGGCGUGGACAUCCUAUGGAUCCCUAGAGCCUGUUCAACCACCAAAUAAUCUCGCAUCCAACAGUGCUUCCAACCAUUCAAAACCACCGUAUUCCUACAUCUCUCUCAUUACCAUGGCCAUUCAGUACUCACGCAGUCGUAUGUGCACGUUGUCGGAAAUUUAUGAUUUUAUUACAAACCUCUUUCCUUACUACCGACACAAUAAACAGCGUUGGCAAAAUUCAAUUCGCCAUUCUCUUUCCUUUAAUGACUGUUUUGUCAAAGUGGCCCGUGGUCCUGAUCGUCCUGGAAAGGGCUCCUUUUGGACUCUUCAUCCAGACUCUGGUAAUAUGUUCGACAACGGUUGUCAUCUCCGUCGACAGAAGAGGUUUAGAGAUCCAGCACGUGAAGCGGCUCGGAUGGAGCGCAAAAAAAAGUCAAAGGGUCCAACAACACAGGCAAUGCUGAAAGAGCAAAAGAAACCGACUGAUGAAGGGGAGGAGGCGGUGGGUGUCAACUUGGAGUCGGAGGAAGGAGAUUUGCCACCCCAGCCCAUAGAAUGGCGAGGCGAGGAGGAGUUGGAGGGAUGGACACCAGAAGGAUGGUAAGGAUGGUGUUAUUUUGAAUCCCCCCCACCACCACCCCCACCGCCACCGCCGCCGCCACCACCUCCUCCCCUUCCCCCUCCACCAUUGCCACCGCCACUUCUACAGCCACCAUCUCGUCAUGCAAUGCCACAUCUGACAACCUCUCAGACUUGGUGGACCCCAACGAUGUCUUUCGACGCUUCCACCAACACCACCACAACUUCGCCGCCUACACCGCUGUCAAUCUUGCCAUCUGAGUACUAUUCCUAG